Molecule: messenger RNA, 8881 nt
Organism: Homarus americanus (American lobster)
Lineage: Eukaryota; Metazoa; Arthropoda; Malacostraca; Decapoda; Nephropidae
Product: pecanex-like protein 4
Exons: 19
Coding region: 417-4553 (1378 amino acids)
Cellular component (GO): membrane
Source: RefSeq, a predicted model, not a curated record
CCACCACGCCGCGCCACACUCACCUCUCUCUCACUCAUUCACUAGCCACUCGCCCCCUCUCGUGGACGUGUCUAGUGAACUGCUGUUCACAUAUACAGGAAAAAACUCUCACAGGUUUGGACUCUAAGCCAUAUAUGUGAAAAAAUAUACUCAUUAACAGGUGUAAACUCAUUGACAAUAUAUGUGUUAAUGGAAAAAAACACAUAAUUACAGGUGUGUGAAGAAGAUUAAUUACACACGGAAACUUUGUCAUCACAUUUGUUGACAGGUGUGUUGACAGGUGUGUAGCGCCCCAAUACAUCCUCUACACACACCUGCAGCUGAGAGAGGACUACCUACCUACCUACCCUCAUGAGGAACUAGUGAAUGACUUCUCUGCUACAGCCCGCCUGGCUUGGGCCGUGGCGAACAGAAGGAUGGAAUCUCCUCUUGUCAAUGACUACAAGAAACCUUUCAUUAUUCGUAGACUCUUUGAGACCUUUCUUGGUGGUCUGAGACUGUUUGCCUCGGAAGAUACUCCUGCCUAUGUAUAUAUCCUUCAGAUAAUUCUCUUUUCUGUGAUCCCAUUAGUGACAGUGUUAUUUGUGCUGUUAGAACACAAUGACAUGAUCACUUUGUUUAUAGCAGUGAUCAUCAAUGCUGUGGUGGCUGGAUUGUAUUCUCUUGCCAUACAGACUCUUGCUCUCGUUCUCCGUACUCAGAAAUCGAAGAAAGGACAAAUUGAACAGGUGAACUUAGCAUCAGAUGAAGAUGUGGUUGAGUUUGACUCUCCUCUGGGGCCAAAGACGUGGACCUUCCUAAUUAGGGAAAAAAAAUUGAAGGGAGGCAUCUUCAUCUACUCCCUGCUGGUUGGUCUCGUUGGAGCUGGUGUUGUUCAUUACGUCCGUCCUGCCUCCACGUAUCACUUUAAUGUGCCAUGGGAAGCCUCACUGUGUUUUACCAUUCUGGGCCUCUUAACUGUGAGUGUUGGUGUCUGGCCACUGAUUGGAGGCAGCCCCCCAGAGCCUGCCACCUUUCAUCCUCUCUCCUGGGAUCUGCCUGGCCUCUCACGUCCUGCUCAUAUGCUUACUUGUGUCCUUAUACAUCUUAUUUCAAGGAUGUAUCCAGAGAUGCACUGGCUGCUGCUGUUGGAUGGCCUGUGUCAUGUGCUGUUUGCCCUGUGUUCACUCCUCUGGCUUCUUGGGAUAUUGCCACCUAUUGAUGCUUAUAUUUUAUGGAUCCUGGAGCAGUGGUUAGUUGUUGCUCUUGGUGGAUCUCCAAUGUCCUCUUCUCUGAGACUUGUGGGCCAAGUGUUCUGGGGAACAUUGACGCUCUUCAUGUCAGCUGCUCUACCACACUUUGUUGUCUUAAUGGUGUUUGCAGCUGCCCGAGGCUUUGUUCUAAGUGUUGAUAUAGCUUGGAUGAUCUCCUCACUGCUGUCCCCCACAGUCAAAUUACUAACUGGGUUAUCUGGCAAGUAUGAAGAAACUCACCCUGUGUCUGGUAAACGUUCCCUGCGUCGCACCACUUGUCGUCGGGAACUUGCCUUGUUUGUUCCCAUGCUGAUUUCUGUAGCGGGCAUGAGCUUGGGUUCACAGUUGCCUCACUAUAACUGGUAUAAUGAAGUAAUUAACAAGACAAGAGAGAGUAAUGUAUCCCAGUCAGAAUUGCCUCUUAAACCAGCACUGUUUCAGGUACCAGCCCAGAACACUGUGGGAGGUGGCCUCCUUGUCAUCACUACAACAAUGCUUCUUAUCAAUGAAAUCCAGAAAGUUUAUUUCCUGGGCAUCAUCCGGAAUCCUCUGUUCAAAUACCACAAAGCCUUACAACACAGCAAUAUUUUGUAUAUUUACUCCCAGCUGCUUCAUAUAGGUUGUCCACUGGUGUCACUGAUACUCAUUCAUCAAGUGGUGUCUGCUGAGGUUCACCUGCAGAUGGGAGCACCUCGUUAUAGCUUUACGCAUUUUAUACUUACCCUUCCCCUCGUCAGAAUUUUUAGACAGAUAUGGCAGUUUCCUCAAGCAUCAUUCCUUCAGCUUUCUCUGUACUACAUAAUUGAGUUGAUCCGACGGCAAUCAGACAUAUCUAUGGGAACAUGGGAUACUCUGCCCCCUGCCACACGAAUAUUCAUCUUGAGUAUUGGUCACCUGUGGGGCACCAGGAUGAUAAACAGACUCACUACUGUCAUCCUCUUUAUGAUUACACCUUUUACAGAGAAGAAACAACAGCAUUCCAUCAGCUUCUUACUUUUAGGGUUCAACAUCGGCAUAUCACCUCUCCUCCUUGGUCUUGUUAUCCUGUCAGCUGUUAUAUCUGCCCCUCUCCUACCAGUCUUCACUCUUCCCAUCUUCCUUCUGGGGUUCCCACGACCCCUUAGGUUCUGGUCGUACCCUGUUGGCCGAUCAUCGAACUCUUGUGAUGACUCGGUGUACUACGAGCAGCUCACUCCCCAUGUUGUGUUUGCUCUGCAUAAUUUGUUGCAGUGUGGAUCAUUAGGGAUAACGGAACCUGGAGAACAUUUUCUCCUGCGUUGGGAAGACAGAUUCAUUUGGGUUCAGAUUUUGGAGUGUGGCUUCACCUACCAGUACUACAAUGUGAAGGGUCUUGAGCUGCAGGAAACAAGUUGCCACACAGCUGAAGCUUCAAGAGUAGAUGCUAACUUCAGCAGAGCUUUUGAUGGUGAUGAUGUGGUCAACAAGGGGAUUAUAUCAUCACUGUUUAACCCUCAUGCAUUUCACACUCUUACUCCUCUCUCAAACUUUUCUGUUAUGGGAUAUUCAGACACAAGGAACGUCCUAACAGGUGUUAUAGACUCGCCAGAUACACUCAUUCUGGUCAAGGAAUAUUUCCAUAAAGCUCUUUUGUAUGUAGUAAUGAAUUACAUUGUAAAUAGAUCUGACAAAGUUGCUGAUGCAGAUACCGCUGAAGAAUCAAAGAGACCAACCAAAAGUGCCUUAAAAAAUGGAUCUCAAGAACACUUAAGAAAAUUACCAAAAGUAACCAGAAGAACAGAAUAUCACUUUGAGGAAGGAUUUCCUGACACCACAGUUGAGUUAGACAAUAAUGGAAAGGAACGGCAACCCCCAUUUGGUAGACGGAUCUCUAUUUCUCAACAGUCUCAGAGCCAGAGCGGGCGAGGAAGUCGAAUAGCUUGGGUUGAUGACCCAUUAGCACCUGAACUCAUUCCAAUUGUACCUACUGGAGAUUCAUCUCCACCUUCACCAAAAUGGGAUAAUGAAGGUGAUCCUUUUGAUAUUAGUGAGGAAGAAACAACAAACAUCAGGAAAAGGAAUGAGAAAACUCUUCCUCCAUUACAGUCAAGAGCUAUGGGUUCUCCCUCCUCUUCAGAAGACUUCAGGGGAAAUAAUAGACAAGUUAACUUCAUCCCAGGCCUCAUGUAUGACUCCUCUUCUGAAGAAGAUGAAAAGACUAACAUAAAGAUUAAGGCAAUUCAUCACAGAACUUCUGCCAAAGUCAAUCUAAGAAUGAUAGCACAGCCUGAAGUUAGAUCACCAAUUUACGAGAGUCCCAUAAGUACUGCAUUGGCUCCCUUACCCAAUUGGAUAGUAGAACUACCCUUUGAUGAAGAAGUGAUAGAUGAAGUUCAGGAUACUUUUCCACAUGCUUGGUUUAAAUUUUUGCUCAAUACUUUUGGACAUUCAUAUGUAGAUAUGCUAGAUCAAAGCUCUACCCCAAGUAGCAAAACCUCCAGCAGCAGCAGUAGUAGUUCAAAGUCUUCUGAACAAUCCAGUGGUAGAGUUGGAGGAGAAAAAGAAACCUACAUCCAGAGAAUGCAGUAUGAUGAGACCUUGGAGGAGUCUUACAGGCUCCUGAUUGGGACCUGCCACUUGAUUGUCCUUGGAACUGACAUUCAUGCUCCCUCACCUUCACAAGUCUACAAGACCUUUAUUGGAGAGCUUUCUUGGUCAAUGGCUCUUGAAUGGCUCAUCAACAAGCAAAUCUUAUAUGAAUUAGUACUUCAUGCUUAUAGAGUUGGUGUAAAACUCGCACUUGACCAUAUCCUAAUUGGGGGGAUGACUGGAUGGGCGGAGCUACUCACAAUUAUGGAGGAUUACACACACAACUGGUACCUGGGACCUGACAGCAGAGUUGAGGUUCACACUCACCCUGCUUCACGUCUGUCUUCUGAUUCCCCAAAGGGUAAAGCUGUGCAUUUUCUGGAAACUAGGUGGCCAAAAUCAUGGAUGGAAGCAGUGAGGAUGGAGACAUCAAAUCUCUUUUCUUUGGGUUACAAUGCUGUUAAGGGUGUUUACACAUCACAUCUCUUGACUCUUGGAGAAGCAGAAAUAGCUGUGGGGAGACUCGGUAGUGAGACUGUGAGGGGUCUGUGGGCCUCUCUGGUGGCUGAGUUACUCUACCUCACCAACGAUGAUGAUGAACGCUACUCUAUACAGGCCCAGCCAGGUCUGCUGCGUAAUUUAACAAUCCAAGCUGCAGAUCCUCCUCUGGGGUAUCCAAUCUUUUCCAGUCCUCCUCUGCGCUUGGCUGUUGCUUGGCUCAAUGCCACCUUUGAACAAGUCUAUUCUUCUGAGCAAGAAAAAGGGCGACAUUGAGAUCCAUCAUACAGUAUAUUCAAAUGUACAGAUAUUUAAGAAGAUGGGUUGGAGAUGUACAGUUACAGUAUAGAAUUAUAUUAAUUGUUGUACAGGUAGAGACACAAGUACCGGUAUUUUCCCAGUUUUAUCCAAUGAUUAAUUAAACCUGGCAGAAUAUAACAAGAGCUUAAUCAUGACUACAUCUGGUCAGUUGGUAUGCCUGACUAGGUUGAAUCUCUUGAGUUGGUCACCAAAUGAUGGUUCAAAAUAUUCAUGUUCAAUUUAUACCAGAAGAGGAAAGCUUGCUCAUCCACUGAAUAAGAAAUGCACAUCAAUGAAGCAGUGAAAUAAAUUUGUGAUUAGAUGUCAUGUCCAUUUAUGGUGCAUCAAAACAUAGAUAUAUUAAUGACGACUUACAUGUUUGCCUCCUUAGUUAUCAUGUUACAAGUCUAUGAUUCAUGAACCAUUGCCAGUAUCUAGUCAGAUUCUCGUGUGUAUCAAAACCAACCUUUUUAUAGGAAGCAUAGUUGAGCAAGCCUAACAUCUGCAUUUCAUUUCAACUGUCAUCGUGAACACACCUCACCAAUUAUGGAAAAAGCAACUUGAAGGCACAAAACCACAAGGGAAAUGAAAGGAGCUAAGAUUUCAUUGUAAAGGAGUGGUGUGAGCUCAGUGGAGAUAGCAGAGAAAUACACAGCAAGCACAAAAUCUUUUAACAAGCGCAUCAAGCACUAGGUGGAAUAAGGCACAUCAUGAGUAGUAAUGGGGAGACUGAAUUAACACAAUGCCACAAAGAGCCAUGUGUAGAAUUUACGGGAUGGCGUACAGACAUGGCCGACAACUUUUGGUAACGGGUCAUAUUUUGUGAUGAGAAGACAUUUUCAACCGAUAGUUUGGAACCAUCGUGCAUCUGGCAGAGAGUGAAUAAGGUUCUUCAGACUUGCCAACUGUUUAGUAGUUUCAAGGUUGUGUGUGUGCAUCAGAUGGCUCAACUUUUCCUCGAUGUAUUCACCAAAACUUUGGAGGAUAAUUAUGUCUUUGUUUACAAUUUAUUUAAUCAACAAAUUAUGUUUUCAAUUUGUGUUUUUUUAGUUUUAUAAAGUAAGUUCAUGACUGUUUAAAUCAAGAAAUCAUGUACUUUAUAAUAUUUAUAUUUUUAGCAUGCCUAUGGGUCGGCUAAUCAUGUGAGCACGUGAAAGUGAUUCUUACCAGGGAACAACAGUUGGAACCAUUAUUAUUAGAAGUCUUCUGAUUGAAACUUGUGGGGAGACAAUUUUGAGGAAGAGAAUAUCAAUGAGCAGUGCUUCUGGGAAUAAGAAUUUAAAAGUAUUGUAGAUGAUCUGCAUUAAGGGAGGAUAACACAAGAACAAGAUUUCAUCAAUCAUUUAGUAAAAGAAGAAAAGGUAACAGCCAUAAUGGACUAGUCAGGUAUGUGAUAUAUUAGCUCAGUCACUUAAAGUUUAAGAUGAUGGUGUAGAGAAAGUACUAAUGACUGAUAAUAUGUGGAGAUUAAUGCUUUAUGAAGAUGGAUGAAUUGGAGUAGAAUUUGGGGAUUUUUCUUUUUUAUUAAACAAUCAGGUUCUUAUGAGGAAAUCAAAACUAGACUUACGGGUAUUGGUGAAGGAGCUUAUAAGCUUAAAGUGAAAAUCGUUCUCAAAGCUAGAAUUUUCUGGAAUGAUUUUCCGAGAAAAUUUCAAUUCCGGCUAUCAGAGAGUUCCGGUUAAGAGGGAUUCCGGCUAACGGAGAUAUUACUACUCUGUAAUUUUUGCUGUAGUAAGCGCUAAAUAUACCAUUACCAUAGACUUACAUUGAGGCGAGUACAAAUGUCAUUGUUUUUAUUUGUAUAUACUGUAUUGGUACUGUAUGUUACUAAGUAGUUUUGAGUGUUAUUUUUUUAUGAUUCUUUUAUAUUUUGAAGGGCAUUUUAUUGACUCAUACAGUAAUUCUCAUAGGUUUUGGAAAAUUACACCAUACAAUCCUUUACAGAUGGUGUUAAGACAAUUUCUUGUGUAAAAUAAAGGGUUUCAUCACAACACCAUCCAAAGACAACACAAUAAAACAUAAGGUACAGUAGACACUCAUCCAGUACAUCAUUAAUUCGCAUAUCUAGAACCCCCCCCCCAUAUUAUAUAAGAGCCUGGCAAGUAUUGAUGUAAAAAAUAUAAUGGCAAAAAAAAAAAAAUUAAAAAAAAAACUGUUCUAAGGGCCAAAAGCACCACACCCAACCCAAGACAAUAUGCACACACACACACACACAUACACACGGCCAGCAGCCCCAUCCCUGCUGCAAUCCUCCCAGGGGCAAUCCAUGUUCCCCCUUCCUUACCGCCUUACUACGAGCUUUUCAUAAUGUCUUCCAAUUACUCAUCAUCAUCAGCCUAGAAUAAUAUAAUGCUGAAGAGAAAGAGGGUUAGUCUGACUAUCCUCCAGGAGAUUAAAAGAAGAGUUAGAUACAGUACACGAAAAUAUGCAAUAAAUUAAAAGUCUAAGAAGAUUUAAUAUAGAAAUAGAGAUGUAACAGUAACUGUACAAUAGAGAUUUUGGAGUUACUUGUCUGAAUGUGUCCUGAUGCUGAAAACUCUUAUUGUCUAUAUCAUUUAUUUCGUCACGUCAGGCUGCUCUGUUAGAUGCCUUUAUACAGAGUCACUAGUAAAUAUAAUUCUGGUAAAUUUUAUGGUUUAAACACAUAAUCAUCAUUGUCACUGUUUUACAACCAUUUUCUAUAAUUAAAUAGUAAUUUAUAACUUGGAACACAAUGUGGUGAAAUAAUUUUUUAGUAUGGGGCAAUGGACAAAUUAAAAAUUUUAAUUAACACUCACCACUGUGUAGUUGUGUUUCAUGGGAUCUUUCCAGUGUUUUACAUUCAGAAAUUACUCAUUAAGGCCUUAUUCCAUCUAUUUUUAAUUUGGAUCUUUGAUAAUACCUUCUUAUCUCCUACAGCUUGAUUAAUUUUUAAAAUUUGAUCAUAACAAACUGCACAAUCCAAUGGUGAAAACAGGUUGUCUGAGACACAGCUCCUUUGAAUUAUGCAAGCCAAAUGAGGAUCUAACUUGGUAAUCCAAGUGGCUCUACAUCCUUGAUAAUUAUACAUGUAGUAUGGUCCCCUUGGGUCCUGGGUGAAACUACUACUACUGAAUUCACAUCCUCUACUGACGGACAUAGCUAGAUGUCGCAUUCUGGAUUGAACAAAAAUUUUAUUUUUUAUAAUAUGACUUAUUCUGGAAUACAGUACCUGUACAUCAAUAGUCUCAUAAUAGAAUAAAACACACCACAGUGAUUCCAAAUACUGUACAGUACUGUUGACCAAUUAUUCUAGUCAUUUACUGUACUAAAUACAGUUCAAUAUUUUUUAGAUGAACAAAGACAAUUUGUAACAUUAAAAAAGAAAAAAAAAUUAAACUGUUGAAACUGUAGAGUACAGGUACCUUAAGAUAUAGAAAUCAUUAGAUAUAUAAAUGGAUAAAUAGAUAUAGAAACACUCAUUCACUAUUGCUCCAUCACCUGCCUCCAGCUUGAGGCUUUAGAGACGGGGGGAGCUGACCAGGUGUAGAUGAUAGUGGAGUAACCUGUGGGGUGCAGUAACUAGUGAAUACAGCACUUGCCUCCUGCUCUAAGGGUCGCUGGCUCGAUCCCAGGAUACUCCCAGUACACCUAGAGAUAAUUGACCACUAAACUUGGCAGUUGGAGAAAUGAAGGCGGUCAGGUGAAGUGCCAGACACACUGCCUCUUUGUAUACUGAAGGCUUGGUAAACAUUGUGCUGCAUCCUCAUUGUCCCUAGUAAGAAGUCGUGUUAAUAGGAUUCACUUUAAUUUUUUUCACAGUACUGUAUCCUGUGUGUACACUAACUUCACCCUGAUAACUGUAUUAAUACACAGUUGAUACAUUAAUUUGUUGUUGAUCUUUAACCUGUAUUUCUGUAGAAGAAAUCACAUCAUUUUUUGCCCAAUCUUUAUCCAUUACCUAGGGGGGGGGGGACCACUAAAGUUAUGAGUUGAUAUUAAUAAAAAAAUAUAUAACCACAUUGGUACUGCUCAUGAACAGGUGAUAAAUUUUCAAAAUAUUUGAGAAUUACUGCAUAAUUUUUAAUGAUAAUGUGAUAUUGAGAUUAUUGUGAUAUAUUUAUUACUCAUAUAUAAAUAGAUUAUUAAAUAUUUGUGUAUUGAAUCAUCUCGUAAGUAAUUUUAGGUAACUGGUACUUGUGCUUUUUAUUGUAAUGAUAUUGUUAUGUUUAACUUAAUAGUUUGUACUAAUUUGAGUCUUAAAAGGUCUGGUUAUAUGUGAAUUUUCUCUUUGUUAUACCUGUAGUUUGUUUAUGUUAUAGUGAAAUACUAUUGUAAAUUACUCA